Molecule: messenger RNA, 4507 nt
Organism: Lampris incognitus (smalleye Pacific opah)
Lineage: Eukaryota; Metazoa; Chordata; Actinopteri; Lampriformes; Lampridae
Product: KICSTOR complex protein SZT2
Exons: 25
Coding region: 1-3822 (1273 amino acids)
Cellular component (GO): peroxisome
Source: RefSeq, a predicted model, not a curated record
AUGAACCUGAGAGAUGUCUUCUGCCCUGAGAGACACUACUUCCAUUUGAGCAGUGAACUUCCUGACGGUGAUAUCUACCUCUAUAAUAAGCCUGGGGGCCAGGGGACAGGAGGAAAAGGUAUUGCUUGCAUCGCCCUGUCAUUUGUGGAUGCCCAAGGCUGCCCCCUUCAGGUCCUCACCCAAAAAGGCACCACACCUCAGAGCCAGGACACUUGCACCGUCCCCCUCCAACUACACCGGUUUGAUGAGCUUACGACUGUUGUCAAAGUGGACCCCACCAACCUAAACACAGGGCCGCAGAUGCGUGUCCGUUUUGAAGUCUGGGAGCAAGGCAACAUCAGCCCCCUGCAGCUCAGCGACAAGCUCUGCGGCGCUCUGCGACACGCCCUCUGUGAUGUCAUCAUGGAGCUGAGGGUCUUGCCCAAUCCUCUCUGCGUGGGAGUGUUCUGCACGCCAACAAAAGGUCAAAAAGAAGACACUAAAGGACCGCUGAGUCCUUCGGCUGAAGUAAAGGAUGUAAAGGAUAGUCCUAGGCAGCAUAGUGGCUCUCGGAUGUUAAAACCCAGCCCCUCUCCCAUCACCUUAAUCCAAGUUCCCGGGACCACCCCCACAACAGGGUCCAGCACUCCAGAAUCCACCACACCCACUGGCAGAAGCACCCGCCGCAGCUUCUGGGAGAUAUUGAGCAAACCUGAUUCAUCGGAACUGGGCAGCCCGAAGACCACUGAUGACAUCGUCCAGGAGAAAGGGGAGGAGGGUCGAGCUGCACGCAGGAGGCACAAAACCGAGAACGUCAAGCAGCAGUGGAGCCAGGAAAGAGCUGUGGCUGUGGAACUAGAACAGGCCCAAAGGAGGCAGGCGUCUCAGCUGGAGGAAGGGGACGUUGGCACUCUGCACCCUGUCUACCACAUCACCUGCCAGCCAUGGAUCACUUUCAUGGCCAAACUGGGUUGCCCCUCCAUCCAGCAGUGCACGGCUGAGAUAGCCUCACUGUUCCUCUUGCCUUCUAUCUUGACAGAGAUGGUCAACCUGGUCAGUUCUCUGGCCAGUGACACUACAGUGAAGGUGUUUGAAAAAACAAGUUUUCCUCAAACUGUAGAAACCUUUGUUCCGUUGCCUCUUGUCCAACACCUCAGCCAACCUCCUGCCACUACAAGGAGCUUCAUCCUCAUCGGGCGGAACUUCUGCCAGUGGCACUGCAGCACAGAGCAAGCUCAUAAGGGCUUCCAGCGAUUUGAGGCUCUUGAGCAGAGUGACUGGCUCAGCCCCGGGCAGGCCUGGGGGGGACUGGCCCCGCGCCAGAGAUUCCUGCUUAUCGCCAUCGUAGAAAAAAAGGUAACCCUGUACAGCUAUAACUGGUCGGUGGACCUAGGGACGACGCUGAACCGUGAGCUGGUCCGACUCAUCAAGUGGCAAAAUGCACGGGCUCAUGUCGUCCACUGCCUGCUCAACCAGAAGAUGGGUCUCUUUCACCAUUACUGCUUCUCGGACAUCCCUGCCCACGAUGACUCAAAACGGGAGCCCAACCCAUUCCUGAACUCCACCAUGGAGCCCGACGGCCUGCUGCGGAGCCCCGUUCCUCCGGUGCCCAGUAAAGACCCGGGGAAGCUGUGCAGCUCGGUGCGCAGCCUGGCCCCCCUGCACUUCCCCUCAGAGCUGCUGCCCUUCGACGAGGCUCUGAGGGACAUGAACGCCGUCCGCCCCCUUGCCGGAGCGCAGGAUGGAGCCGACGUGGUGGCCCGGCACGGGGCCCAGCUGCUGGAGGUUAAGGCUGCUGAGCGGAGAGAGAUGGAGAGACAGAUGAAGAUCGAGAACUUGUUCGUCACUUGGCAGCAGAGGUCAGCCCAGUCCAACAUGCCCAUCUCAGUGGCAGACUUGGACACCCUGAAGCAGUGCUCUAGACUGGUGCACUACUGUGCCACCCCUCUUCUCUUUGACCCCAUCUUCCGCAAGCACAUUCAAGAAGAACAUCUCAUCCAGCCCCCAUUGAAGAAGCGGCACCGCUCCAGUGACUCCACAGCUUCUGGGCGGGACCGCAGCCACAGCACCGACUCGGCUGACAUUUUGCCCGGCCGCCUGAAGGAAGAGCCCUGGCUCCUGGAAAUCUCCAACACCUUCCUCCAGCAGUAUGUCCAGUACCUUCAGAGCAUGGGCUUCAUUCUGGUCCAAGUCCGGCCUCAGUCCCCCACCCGCAGCAUCGCUCGGGCCCGUGCUGCCAUGCUGAGCUCCAUGUCAUCAGAAGGGAGGAUGUCCUUCUCCUACGUCAAGCAGAAGAGCGAGGACAGCCCCAAGCAGACUACAGGCUCUGGCACCACAGCGUACCACCUCCAGAGGGCGCUGCCAGGUGGGAUCGUGCUGAUGGAGCUGGCUUUUCAGGGCUCUUACUUCUGUGUGAAACAGUACGCACUUGAGUGCUCCCGCAUCCCUAUGGGCCAGACGGUCAAUUCCCAGCUUUCCAUGCUUUUUACUGAGGAAUGUGAUAAGGUUCGGGACCUGAUGCAUGUGCACUCGUUCAGCUAUGACUUCCACCUGCGUGUGGUCCACCAGUACCUGGUGGGCUGCCACAUGACACUACGCCAAGGCUACCAGCUCACCAGUUUCCUGGAGGACUUUAUAGCACAUCAUCCAGACAUCCCCAAAUUUGGCCGCAACCACGUCUUCCAAGGGAGCUUCUCCAUCUCCACGGACAUGAUAACCGCUCACCAGCUCUACAACUACAUCACUGACCACGCCAGCACCUACGGCAUGAAGCCCCUUCGAAUGUCCAAAGCUGCCGUUACCACUGACAGUAAGAAGGGGGCGCCAAGUAUGGACCUUCAUGAGUAUGCACUGGUGGCUCUAUGGAACAGCUCUGGCUCCUACAAGGAUCUGGAAGGCCUUCAUCACCAUGACGAUUUUGAUGUGUCCCUGCUGGUGUGCCAUAAUGCUGCUCCAUUUGAGGAGCAGUCAGAAGGGGAGAGGCAUUUACUGAGGCUUCAGUACUACGUGAUCAUGACCAGUCAGAGAGAGCUAUUUCCCCGGCUGACAGCGGACAUGCGACGCUUCAAGAAGCUCCCUCAGAUCCACCGUGAUCCAAACGAGCCCGGGGGCAGGCUUCCCUCAGACCGGGCAGAGAUGGAUGGGUUGAGGGAAACCGAGAACGACCUAUGGGAAGAAACGCCAUCUGCUGCUGUGACCACUUCGGCUCCAAAUGACAACAAUGAAUUCUACCCUCUGGUUGGGGCAGCAGGGAGUAGGGUAGAGGCCCAGGGACUACUCUACUCCUCACCUCUGUUCCCUCUGCUCAACAAUGAAGUGGCCUCGGCCCGUAGGCAGAUUCAGGCCAGUGUGGAGCAAGCCAUGGGCCACUGCCGCAGGGACAUUCUUUGGAGGAGGCUGUUCCAUGGAGAGCACAUGGCGCUGGACAAGCUGAAACUGAGCAAGUUGUCCUUCAGUGAAUUAGAGGAACUCCUUGAUGCUGUCCAGAGUCGCUCAGUAGGGGAGAUUGACCCUCAACUGGACUGUUUCCUGACAAUGAGUCCGAGCUGGUACCAGAGUCUGAUCAAGGUGCUGCUGAACCGCUUCCCUCAGAGCUGCCGACACUUUGAUGACAACGGCAUCCAGUACCUGGCAGUUCUUAACCAGAAGUUCACCGACUGCUUUGUCCUGGUCUUUCUGGACACUCAGGCUGGGAAAACGAGCCUUAAAGUUGUGUUUCGGGAGCCAUUGCCGCUGCAGCCCCAGCCGAGCGGCAGCCCUCCGCCCCAGCUGGUGUCCAUGUACCACCACCUGGAGUCUGUGAUCAACACCGCCUGCUAUAACCUGUGGACGGGGCUUUUGUAGGCUGAGUUUUCCUCCAUCCUCCUCAUCAUCCUUCAUCCUGAAGGAUGGAGUCAUCCUCCAGGAGUCACUUGACUCCUAGAGGAUGACUCCUCCAGGAGUCCAUUGUGACAACCCAUCACUGACUUGUGCACUGAGGACGGAUCAGGGUUCGUCGUCAAGACAACACAAAAGCAAGAAAUACUGGCAGGGGAAAGACGAGGAGAGAUGUUUCCCCCUGAAAAUGAAUCAUGUGUCUGAAAACUACAAGAAGAAGUUACCUCCCCGGAGCAUGUUGUUGAAGCACAUUAAGGUUUCUCUGUCUGCGUGUGUGCCCCCAUGAAUUUAAUCAUUACUUGAACACUUCUUUGAACACUGAAGACCUGACCUCUAGUUUGCCAUCAAUGGGUCACAACAAGCAUUUAAGCAUCCCAAAGGGUACUGGACUGACUGGGGCUUUUGUCCAUCUGUCUCAGCACAGCAGAGCAGACGUUCAGAGGAGCACCGUUCAGUAUCGUGCACCACACCAGUGUUAUUUAUGCAAUCUGCCAAUACAGUUAAUCUCUUUAGAAAAUGACUUUAAGGGCCUGACACACCAGGCCGACAUGUCGGGCCUUCGGUGCGCAUCUGUGACCCUAGUUUUUGCGGUAUAUUCUGCACUAGUCGGACCACUGUCGGCAGCUUUUUGGCCGAUUCAGCAUGUUGAAUC